GCACGCACGCAUGCACGUUCGCACGCGCUGGGGCUGUCCUGGAGACUUGUUCCGUCUCCCGGUGUGGGUAACCCGGAAGACGCUUUGUAGUCCUUAAACUUUCGAGAGAAAACGCGGCGGGCUCGUUCGAGGCUUGAAUCCGGGACCUCUCGCACCCGAGGAGAGAAUCAUACCCCUAGAUGAACGAGCCGCCCGCCGGGCCUGCCGGCCCGCGCCCCGUGGGCGGAGGAACGCGCCGGAAUGGGGGUGGGGCUGGCGCGCUGCGCGCUGGCGAGCUCGCGGUCGCACCCGCACCCGUCUGCGGGCUGGGUCGCCCUGCGAGACGACUCACCCGUGGGUAGGUCCCAUUCAUCUUCUGCAGGCCAGAAGGAAUUGGACCGAUCAUCGUGCCAUUCCACGCAAGCGGUUACGGUUCCGCCGUGUUCCUCCCGCCUCGUCUCUUCCUGGGGAAAGUGGGUGCUGUUACUGCGCGAGUCCUCUGCGCCUUUGCGCUAACCAGGGGUAUCUGGGGAUACCCGAAGUUCUUCUGGAGGAAUCGCCCCAUCUCAGCUAAGGGCCAGGGUGAGGAUUUCGUAACGUUAUCUUUUCAGGGGCACAAAGCUAGCAGUAUCGCAGAUCUCGGGAGGUUACUGAAAGCGCUGCCUAAGCUGAAAAGAUGUGUCCUUGGGAACACAUCUAAACCAGUUUAAGCCCUUGGUAAAAUGUGUAGAUUGAGCUAACGCGUAUUUUCAGUUUCAUUUUGGUGUACGGAAUUUGAUGCAGUUUUUUUUGAAAAGUGUCCCUUAUUCAGUUUAAUCUUCUAGUUUAUCAGUGACUAUUUAUAGGGUGUCUGUUACCAGAAAUGGAUCUUUUUGUAGCUACAGUAAAAAUAGUAAUUUUUCUUGAACAAGAGAGAAGGAAACUCAGUCCUUUGUGAAAAGCAGACUAGAUUUAAAGCAGUGUUGAUUUGAAUUUUGACAUGAAUUUACUGCCUGGGUUUCACAUGAUUAUAAAGUUACUGGGCUUUCCUGAAUAUGUCUGCUUCUGCCCACUUGCUAGAAUCAUAAAUCUUUCUGUUGGAAGCGAACGGCCCACUGUGUACAUUGAAACUUUGAGAAAUCUCGAUCGGUUCCUCUUAAAUGGGGGUUGGGGUGGGGUGAGUAGGAGUGGAAAUAAUUCCUCACUGCCCUCAAACUCGGUGAUGCCUGUGGUCCCGCCUCAGCUUUCCUCUCUCAUGAAAAUCUGUUCUCUUUGCCAAACUAGGUUGGCGUGGCUAAGAAGUACUCAGCCUGAACCCCAAGGCCUGGCAAAGGGUCAGGCCCUUGAUACACAACCUGGAGCAUUUCUGCUCUUCCGGAAAUCAACUGGUUUCCUAAUUUGGGGACUGAACUUAGUGGUUUUGAGGUUGCGCUCUUCCCCAGUCCCAUUUCCUUAAUCCUGUGUUACCUUCAUAUUCAUAAGAGAAACCUUGUAAGGAUUAUCAGCUACAAGGAAUGAUCAUCUGUAAGGAAUUGAGAGACUGCUGCUGAUACUGGAUCGACUUCUAGAGUCUGUUUUAACUGUCAGAGGAUCAAAGGAUUCUGUGUUGAGUUUUAGCAAAAUAUAAGGAUUUCCGUUGUGAAGCAGAUAUGGUAGUAAUCUAAUUUUGGGGUGCAAUCCUCUUACUUAGGGUACCUAAUAUUUCUUAUGUAUUAGUACGUAUUUGCAGUCCAUGACACAUCGUAGUUCAUUUUUACACCCUCUGCCCCUCCUUCUCCCUCCCAUCUAUCCAUCUCCUUCCUGCUUGGGAAAGAUCAGUCUCCCUACGUCCUAUUAUCUGUCUUUUAUUUUUCUUUUUAUUUAUAAUUUGGGUUUUUCAUAAAUAGAAACUCUGUAAUGUUUGUUUGUGUGUGAUUUAUCUCACUUAACAGGACGGUCUCAAGGUGCAUCCAUUUCUAAAGAAUCACUCAGGUGUACUCCAUCCAAUAUAGGUAAAUACUUGCUUCAUCCAUUUAUCUGUUCAUGAACGUUUAGGCUGCUUCCAAGGUGUGGCUGUGAGCACUUGUGCUGCUGUAAACAUGGGUCUGCAGGUGUUACCAUAAUGUGAUGACUUCCACACUUUUGGCAAGGUACCUAGUAUUUCUUAAUUGGAUGUUUUUAUUGUGUAUGUCUCAGGUCCACAGCAUGAUGUUUUAAUGUCUUAGGAGUGGUUACUGCAGUCAGGCAGUUUAACAUUGAUCGUCUCAUAUGGUUACUGUGUUUUAAACGUGUGUUAAAAGCAACUAAAAUCUACUCUUUGCAAAUUUUCAGCAAACAGCACAAUAUUACAGUUACUAUAUUUUGUGCUUCACAUUGGGUCUGUGACUUAAUCAUCUUACAUAGCUACAGCUUUUUACCUGUAAGUGGAUGUCUCUGUUCUCUGUGUCUUACGGUUGUGACCAUUGCUACUAUAAUCAGGGGAGCAUUGAUGCCUCCACCUGUGGAUUUCAUUGCCCAUGGAUUUGUGUCCGGCAGGGCAAUUUCUGGGUCAUGUAGUAGUUCUAUUUGAAAACCUUUGAGUAACUUUGCUACUGUGUUUCCUAAUGGCUGUACUCAUGUCCCUGCUGCCCAUGGCCAAGGGUUCUGUUCACACCCCCACCAACUCAGGUGCUCUUCAUCUUUCUGAUGCUAGCCUAGCCAUUCUCAGGGGUGUGCCAUGUCUCACUGUGGCUUUUUCAUUUUGUGUUUGAUUAGUGAUGUUCAAUGUUUUCCAUGUAUCUGUUGAUCAUUUUAUGUCUUCUUUUGAAAAACCUUCAUUCAGAUGUUUUACCUAAUUUUUAAUCAGGUUAUUUUAUUUCUAUGCUGUUGAAUUUCUUAUACAGUUUGGUUUUUAACCCUUUAGAAGAUGUAUGGUUUAAAAGUGCUGUUCUUUUAAUUCUCAAGUUGCCUUUUCAUUUUCUUUUUAUUAUAUUUAUUUAAUACUGACAAAUAUGUACAUAUUUACAUGCAUGUAUGGCUACAUCAGACUGAUACAUGUAUGCAUUACCUCAGUUUUCAUUUUUUCUGUCAUAAAGGCAUGUAGAAUUUAUGCUCUUAGGUUUGUGUUUUUCAUCAUAUUUGGGAAACCAGCCAUUAUGUCUUCAAAUAUUAAGUAAAAGUUGAGAGAAGAAAUGAUGCAGAAUACAUCUUACUAUUUUGAUUUUAUUGGUUACAGACGUAUCCAUACAUCAGAAAUGAAAGACAGUUGUUAUUACUUACCCACCUCAGUGUUUUGUAGAAUGAAAUGUGUACACUUUCUCCUCCCUGUCUGUCUCUCCUUUCAGGUCUGGAGCAGUUUUAAUCACAUACUUCUUUACAGUUAUUUUCUGCUUAAGAUUCUGGAUUGAAUUUACAUUUUCUCAACUUGAUUCUGACUCUUCACUGGGAAGCUCAGAAGAGCCCCUUUCUUUUUUUUUUUUUUUUAAAGCCUACAGCACCCGGUGUUCCCAGGUAGUCUCCCAUCCAAGUACUAAUCAGGCCCGACCCUGCUUAGCUUCCGAGAUCAGACGAGAUCGGGCGCGUUCAGGGUGGUAUGGCCGUAGACAAGAGCCCCUUUCUUAGAAACCCAAACUCCAGAGCACUCUUAACAGUUCUGUGCCACUAAUCACUGAACAUAUCCUGACUCACCGAGACACUGCCUGUUCUUAAGCUCAGUGGUGUCUUCUUUGUGGUUCAGGGUCAAGUGUUGUCCUUUACUUUAUGGGAGACCGUUACGUCCAUUCUUAGGAGUCAGUUCCUGAAACCCCCGCCAGGAAUGUCCACCUAGUCUUGCUCUUUAUGCUCGGUACUGGAAAAGGUGGUCACAGGGAUGAUGUGACCCUAAGACACAAUACACCGUUCACCUUCAUGUAAGCCACAGUUAUAGAGAAAGAGAAGCUCCAACACACAUCGUGAUACACAGAUAACUUCAAAGUCUGUGGAAGACAAGAGGACCCCAGGGAGUCUGCAGCCAGCCUGGACUGCAGAGUGAGAUUCAGUCUCACCCCCACCCCCACCAAGAAAAGAAGCUGUGUGAACAGUACAAUCCAAGUGGAAAUGAGUGCUUAAUUAUUGUUUAGCAGAAGAACAAAAGCCCAAAUAUUUACAGAAACCGUAACAGAGAUGUGGUAGCAGAUGCUUAAGGAAGAGGUAGAGGUCUGUCUGUCACUGCUCUAAGAGUUUUUACUGUGAGUGAGUUGUAUUAGUAAGCUGUCCUGUCACAGAGAUACAUCCCCAUACCUAUUGGUGAGUGUUGAAGCCGAGCACACCUGCAGGCUGUGGCGUGGCUGGGACAUGGCUGGACUGAGAACGAGGAGACACCUUGGGGUAAGACAGGCCACAGCUGAGGCCACCUGGAGACUUUCUGGGUGGUUUCCCUUAAUUAGCAUUGUCUGUUGCUCUGAGGGGCCCUUGAACCCAGCCCAAGAUCCUGCUCAGGUUUCCUCCACUAUCCAUUCAAAUCCUUAUGGGCUGCCAGUGUCAGGCGGCCGGCUAGCAGAGUUACGAGCUCUGUCAAGGACUGCAGCCCUAAAGACCAUGAUGUGUGUCUCAUUCAUUCCUUUGAGCCUUCACUGUGUAUCCAUUUGGGGAGUUGGGGGUCUAGGCACAGACAUUAACACAUACCCACAGAUUAAAGGGUAAGAGGUUUCAGGAGAUUCAGUCUAUGAUUGGCUACUCUAAGGUAGACACAUCAUGUUGGAGGAAAGAUAUUGGUUCUGUCAGCCUGAAAGCAGAACGGGAAGUUCUAGAGAGGAAGGAGCUGGGGACAACCCGUGGUACCCAAGGUCAGACCUCCACGCCCCACCUGACGUACCCAGAAAUGUAGUUUACCAAUCCCCUCGGUGGUUCCCAAGGCAGACAAUUGACAAUCUCAUGUGAAGAUUUGCAUGCAGUAUUGUUAAAAUGGCUUGAUGACCAAUCAGCUUGCCCCUCUGGUAAGUGGCUGUGGUGUGGCAGGCUGUGGCUGCCCGAGGGUGAGAACCACCAGCUUCUCUUGAGAUCCACGCCAUGUUGGAACUUAGGGUGGUGGGAAACCAAGUAGCCCGCUCACCUCCCUGGUAAGCGGCUCUGAGCCUACCUGUGUGCGGGCUGACUCAAACCACCCCCUCCUGCUUAGCAAGUGAGAGCCAGAGAUCUCAGCAUCUCUUGGGAGGUUGACCAUAUGCAAUAUAGCAAAUAAGGGGGAUUUCCUUCUAACAUCUCUUUGAAGGCAAAUAUUUUUAUCACUCUUUUGCUUUGUUCUGAUUAAUGGUAUUGCUCUACUCAAUAUUCUGUUUUGAUAAGUUCUGUAAUGUUCUGUAUUUUGUUUGAUUUUGCUAUAUCUGAUUGAAAGAACAACUAUUAUGAAGAUAAUGAGAUAUACUGUGGUACCUGUUGCUGUUAUCCCGGUAACCUGCUGUGAAGUUCUCUACCAGUUUCACUAGACUGUCUCAGUUGGCUUUGUUCCAUCUUAUUCUGUUGUAUUUUACUACCUUCAAAAUAAUAAAAGUUAUUAAAAUGGCUUGGUCAAUUUAUCUUAUUGUGAGAACUAUACAUAUAUUUUAGUCAAAUACGAACUUUGGUUCUGUUCAGUUAAGAAAGAUAUUCUUCAAAUAAUGCAUAAUCAAAUUAUUUUUAUAACUAAUAGAAAAAAUAGUUGAUAAUGUUAUGGGGAGUAUCUAGAAACAAGUUAUAAAUUGUUUUCCCAAUUAACUUAGACUUUGUAAAAAAUGCAUUCACAUCUUUCCAAAAACCAGGAAAUACUGAAAGCCUCCAUUUGUUAGUAUCCUCUCAAAAUAGGUAACAACUUUUAUAAUUUCUUUUUUAUUCUUGCCGAAGUUGAUGAAGGUAAAAAUCUACAAAUAACUACUUUCUACUUUGAAUUCUAUUCACAUUAAUUCUCACUUGUUCAUCCAAACACCCUGGAUUUUUAUUUCACAUCGGUACAUUUUGAACUUACACGUUCUUUCAUAAAUACUAAAAUUCCAAAUAGUGAUUACAUGGAUGGGUACCGAUGGUUGUUUUUUUUCCUCUUUGGUGGUGGGCAUACUAUGCCAGGUAGGCAAGUGCUCUUCCCCCCGGGUGCCCGCCAGCCCUUCGGGAUUUUCAUACCGAUAACAAAACACACUUUCUGCGAGACAGUUGGAUUGUGUCCCUAUAAUAAGGCAUACUCCUGUGCUGUUGUAGUUCUUAAGCAUGUAUAUCAGAAGGGUCAGGUCCUCACAGUGGGAUUCCUGACAACUGUGAGUGCUGUAGUAAUUUUUCCAAAUUGCACUGCUCACUGGUGGAAGCCUUGGGGUAAAGAGCCAUUACCUGUUACUGUUCUCUCAGUCCUGCUUUGACCUUUAACAGGACAUCUUCAUUUUAUUAUUAUUUUUUGUUGUCACCAAGGGUACUGUAAAAAAAGAAUUUGAGAAGUGAGAAUGACCACCUAGGAGGUGAGUGCUUCUGAAUUGGUGCUGGAGCUAAGCAGAUACCCUGGGUGAGAGAGUCAGAUAUGGGAGGAUAAAUGAAAACCCAGCUGGACUAAAGCCUGGUGUUUGGGGAGUGUGAAGGGAAGCAGACCACUGGGGUCACAGUACGCUCCUCCACCCCAGACCUGCCCCCCUCCAGCGGGGAGAGGGUCGGGCUGAGGGAGGACACAGAAGAAAUAAAAAGUCACUUCUCCCAUGCACCACAGGAGAGCUGCACACCAGACACUCGGCACCCCACCGGUGCCAUCCCGGGGGACCCCUGGCCCCUGCUUGGUGGGCUGCAGAGGACGGGAGAGCUGCGCAGCGCAGAACAGGAGCGGUAAUAGGGAGCAGGGAGGCGGUCAGCCCCUUCUGCAGUCCCAUCCUGCAGUGUUUUAGGUACGUUUCAAUACCUGCGUUAAUUUGUUCCACUUGCAGUCAUCUUUACUUUUAGCUCAUUGAAGAGGAAGUUUAUGUUGGUAUCUUUUUUUGUAGUAAUCUUCUUGGUUUGUGUCUUGUAACUACUUUGAUGAUGAUACACAGUGUAACAAUCAUCGUCCUCUUAGAUUACCUAUGGAAAUUAGGGGUAUUUUCCCACUAAGAGCACUGAUUCUACGACAGACACAGUGUGGAGGGACAAACAGCCGGGGACGUCUGGGAAAGCAGAGAGCAACUUGGCAGAGCUGGAAGGCAGUGGAUGCGGGCCUGCUCCUUCCCGCAUGUUGGGCAGGCUGGGACACCGUGAGGCCAGCCCGCAGCUGUGCACUGGGCAGGGGCCUCAGGGGGCCUGGGUGGUGCUGGGUCUGCAGGCCGGGCUGGCCAGGUGAACAGCUGGGGCAAAGACAGCCGUGCUGGGGUCAGUGGCUUUUUGGCAUCUAUUAGGCAAGGAGGCGGUAGGGGACAUCGUAAUAUCCACACCUCUAAGUGGGCUCCAGCCCUCAGAGCCUCAGAGGCCUGAGGAGGCCGCGCCAGCCCGCAGCCCAUGCAUUUAGUGGGAGCAGGCCCCACACCCCCAUUCAGGCAGGCAGCUGUCCGGCCCACGGUGGACCCUGCUCUGCGUUCACAGCCAGACCAUGAUGCUGAUGCGGGCGGAGCUGCGGGGUAGCUCAGGGUUGAAGCUCUGACAAGGAGUGGGAGUUUCGGGAGUUUUUUGGUCUUUCUUGAGACAGGGUCUUGCUACGCAGUUCAGGCGCCUUGAGCUCCCUUUGUAGCCCAGGCUGACCUCGAACUUGCAAGUCCUCCUGUCUCAGCCUCCUCCCGAGUGCUGGGAUUACAGGCGUGUACCACCUCGCCCGGUUUGAGUGGAGGUUUUUAUUCUUGGUUGUAGUUUUAUUUUGGAUAUAUUUAUGUGUUACUGCUUCUUUGUUGGAAUUGGGUCACUUUGGCUGCUUUUCUUUUUUCCGUUUUUUUCUUCUGAUUUUCACUUCAUUAUUAAUAUUGCUUGGUUAUUACACUUUAAGUUUUUAGGUUUUCCAAAUAAGUACAAUGCUGAGAGCAGUUCCCCAGGACAUCUCAUAUUCAGAAUCCCAGAUGUCCAAUAGGAAGACAGAAGCUUAAAAGCUGUCAGAGAAAAGCAAAAAAUCACUUAUUAAAGUAAAACCAUUAGGAUUCCAGAAGACUGGCAAAACUGUAAAGGCAAGAGUGAAGUGUUUCAAGCACUAAAAAAGCUCCUAACACGGAAUUGUGUAUUGCAGGUGGAUGUUCAGCCAGGAAGUGAAUAAUUAGGCAAUUUUCUGAACCUAGAGUUUCCCAUCCUCCAGAUCUGCCUUCCCUUUCCUGACAUCCCAAGCUGGGAGUCAGAGUGGCGUCCAGCCUCCAAGACAGAGUAACUGAGCGUCCUUCUUUUUUUAAGGCAGCCUUGAAACAUGGGGUGAGAUGUGAUGAGCCACCCUGGCGACCCGGCUUCUGAGCAGGUCCUAACGUGGGCCUGGCCGGGGAAGUCGCCCUGCUCCAGCUUUGUGCACUAGCAGUUCAGAAGUUCACCAUCAGUGUCUGGUUUAUUCUAGGCCUAUGAAGCAGCAAAUGGCAUGCAAAACAAGCUGGACUUCUCUUUCACGUUAUUUUAUUUUAAAUAUUUUUAUUUAUUUUAAAGUAGAUAAAACAAUAAAACCAGUCAAAACAAACCAGUGUAAGAGAUACAGGCCUAAAAACGUUGAAAUCAAUGAAAGUUACUGUAAUGCCUCUUGAUGUCUUCAAAAUAGCUGCAGACAUAGUAAAAAUGAAACAGAACAGAACAGACAUAGUAAAAAUCAAACAGAUCAGAAUAGAAGCAAUAAAAAUAAGACAGUGCAAUAAAGGACUUCACAAUAAGCCAACAGUAAAUCCAAAAUUGCUACCAUAAUAUAUCUUGCUAUCUUUGAAAUAACUUCUCCUACCAUGUGAUUUGACAUAAUCAAACAAAACAAAAGAGAAUAAAACCCAACCCAACAAAACAAUGGAAAUGGUAUAGGAUUUCCAAAACAAGACCAUAGGGAACCAACAAUGGCCACAACCCUCAGGAGGAGAUCCCAACUGGAUGCCACACUGGGUAUCUCUGCUGAGCAUAUGAUCAGACCACUGGCCUUAGACCUGUAAUGGUAGUGAAACUCCAAAGCACCACAGGCAUCCAGCUGCCUUUCACCUCCAUAGCUAUCAUCACAGCCUGUGGUUUUCCGGAUAAAACAGUUGCUUAUGGCUGCCAGGGGUGGGGUGGCUGUUCCUUGUUUGCCGGCCCACACACUGGAAAGGGCUGGGAUCUGGCCAUCCCAGUCCAGUGGGGGUCCACACAUGGUGCUGGCUCCCAGACUGGGUUUGCUCGCCGAUGUGUCCUUUGUUUUUGGUAGCCUCGUCUGGAAAUGGUGCUGAUUCACGGGAGAGGCUAGGGUCUGGCUGUUUCAGUCUGGCAGGGGUCCGUGCAUCUGGACUUCCUGUUUAAAACACUAAUUCUGUCCUAUUGCAACAGCAGCAGAAACACCAAAAGAACACCCAGCAUUUGGAGGCAGAUUUAUUUUAUGUCAGUGGGUGCUGAUCAUAAUCAUUCCAAAAUAUCGGCCUUGCAGGCCCAGGGAGGAGGUGAAAGGGGAAGCACAGAGCAGAGCAGUUCGCUCUUUGACUGAUUCUCACAAUAUGCAUCACAGUGACCAGCGGUUUCUAGGAGACAGAAGUAACAGGAACUGUGACAGGAACUGUUAGCUGGGCAGCUAACAGACUGGCCUUCAGGCAUUUUCUCUUCUCACCACCUGGAAGUGGACUUCAAAACAACAGUUGGACUAAAAAGGGAGGUAUGAAUGAAAGAAUAGCCUUUGAAUGUAAUUACUAUUUUCAUUCACAAUUUUGAAGGAGGAAAUCCAGGCACAGCGUAUGAGUAAGGUACCCUGUGCCCCUUAGAAGGGUGCAAGCAAAUGAAGAAGCAGAUGCCUGAUUUCCUGUGGUGCAAAGUGGGGAAUUUGUCUCUCUUUUCUUGGGGUAUUUCUUUAGAAGUCCAGUAACUUAAAUUUUUUUCCUUGAUCUUUUGAGAGAUAUGGAAAGCUUUCUGAAAGUUGAAUGAUGCUCUUGCAAAUUUAUGCCCCGGAAUUGUUUCUCUGAAGGCCCUAGAGUCCUUCUGAAUCUACAUCACCCCAUGUCCUCCGGUUUCCAUGGGCACGAAGUCUCGGUUUCCUGGGCACCUUGCUCUGAAUGCAAUCCCAUGCCUUGUCAUUAAGAUAAUUCACUGGUAAGUGAACACAAGCGGACAGCCUGUGCUCCAGGUAAGUUUGGGUGAACUAUGUUUGAACUCAUGGUUGGAUUCUCUUACUUGAAUUGAGUUAGAGUUAGUCUCGGGAAACUGUAUAUGCCAGCUUGUAUUUCUUAGGAUAUAAAGGUUGAUUUUUUUUCUUGCAGUAUCUUUUUUUUUAUUUAUUGGUACUGGGGAUCGAACUCAUGACCACGUGGUUGCAAGGCAUGCGCUUAUGCUGCUGAGCUACCAGCCCCUUCUUGCAGUAUCUUUAAUGAAUGUCUUUUGUCACAGAUAUUCUGGUUUAAUGUUUUUCAGUAAGAAUAUUGCUUUUUUCUCCUUUACUUCUCCGGAGAGAUUCUAUAGGUGGGCAUACAAUACUGUUUUUAAUUAUCUUUCUUCCACACAGGCAUUAGCUGAAUGGAGAACAGAACGCAGAGGAUCGACCCUUGAGAUGAGCUGCCGAGUCUUCUUUGGCCUGUGGUUUAUCCAGGUGUCCUGUGGGUACAGCUCUCAGACUGCUUUGCUUUUUUGGAGCAGUGAUUUCCUCAGUCCCUGUUUGACUCACAUCUCUACAGCCUCUGUGUCCUCUCAUUGCCUCUCGCUGCAUCCCUAGGGAUGUGAUUUGCACACUUCUAUGGGCUGUAAUUUCCACAUUGCACAACUGUGGGCCUUCUGCAUUGCACAACUGUGUUUCUUGGUUGGGUCGCAAUGGUUGUGAGCCAUUUGCUAUAGACUUUUCUUAGAGUUUUAAUGAGGGAAUGAGGUUGAUUGUCAAGAAAUGCUAGGUAGUGUCCUUAGGGGAGGUAAAAAUAUCUUCUGUAACCAUAAGGAAAAACAGGCCACAGUGGCUUGUGCAGAUGACUGCAGGCGUUUCUUGGCACUGGCACUGUAGGAGUCGGUGCUUCUGACCACUCCCAGGCUCAGGUCCUUGCCCUCAUAGCUGUGUGGGAUUCUCUGUCACGCUGACUAACCUGAGAGUGCCUCACAGAUGCUCUGUGAAACGGGCCAUCUUCUGACUCAGGUCCACUGUCCAUGCCAGAGCCCUUCUCUCUGAGAAGGAUGUACAGUUAAGCCUGCGCCGAGAACCACACUAUUUCUUGUUUCCUUGUUGCAAGUUUAAAACAAGCAACAAUCAGUAUUAAACAACAGGCAUUUUGCUGGUAAUUUGACAGAUAAUUUGAGAAUGAUAGUGAAGGUUGCAGAAAGCCCUUUUCUCUCCCUCUCCCCUAGGCAGGGCUCUUGGGCAGGAAGGGCCGGUAGGGCCCUCUGAAUUCCCCAAGAGCUGGUCAGGCCCACACAGCUGCUCUUCUCCACUUGCAGGCUCAGCUGGUGGGUGAGUUCAGGGGAGUGCAGCUCUGCGACCUCCUCUUCACUGGCCUCCAUCCAGCUUUACUCCUUAGUGACUGAGUCCAUGAGUCCAGUGGCUCUUCCCGACUCCGUCGUGUCCACAGAAGCAGUCGUCUCUUCCUUGGAUGAAGCACGAUGGUCCAUUAUCAGUACGAGUACCUGAGCAGACGGGAAGCUGGUUGAAUCUCCUGCUGUGAAACUGCUGAGGUGGUUUUGUGUCCUGAUGGUUAGGGAGCUGUAUCUGAUGAUAAAUCAAGGAAAAGGUGUUGUUUGCUGAGAAUUCACAGAGAGCCCAGACAGUUCACUACCUUUCUCCGUCACAUGGACUGCGCCUCCUUAGAGAACAACUUUCUUUCUGGGAUUGGUCCUCGGACUGUGCAAGGAGAUCGGGACUAAGUUACAAGUUAAAAAGUGACUCUGGAAGAUGAAGUCCCUGUGAGAUGUGUGAUAGCCUGGAUCCUGGAAUAAAACCCAAGGAAGCAAGGCAUUAAAAUUUGGGGAGCAAAGGCUUUAUUUUAGGCCAGGCCUGGUGACACAAUUCCCGGGAGCCAAUUUGGAGGCUGCACGCCCCAGAGACUGAAGAAAGGGAUUUUAAAAGCAGGAGAGGGAGAAAACAAACAAACAAACAAACAAAAAACCCUCAGAGCUGUUAAGCUGUUGUCUCAAGUCUGGAAACUAAAGCUAUCCACUUAGUUCUGAUAACAUCGGGAGCCUUUGUUGCCUUUCAAGUUACUCCCAUCCUGCAGAUAAGCAUUAUCUCGGAAUAGCACAUCUGCAACAACAUUCGGAGAAGAAAGUAGAAAGUUAAUUAUUUUGGGACAGCUUGUUAGCACUAACAUGUGAGAAGGGGUCGAAAGUUACAAGAAGCUGAAACUUAAGUUUUUACAAGGAUUUGGAACUUAACCCUUUCUGCGCAUACAGAACAAGAGGAGGCGCAUUACAGAACAGAAAUACGGUGAGAUUACUUUUUUUGGGGGGAGGGAAGAACAAGAUCAGGUAAGGGUUGUGCUAACAAGCAGGUCUUCCUGCAUACAAGCAAGUUACCCUUCAAACAAGUUUAAAUUAGGAAAACAUCCUGGUUUCCUCAGCAGAGAAUAGAGAAGUCAAACAGUAAUUAACAACCCUUGUUAUCUUAUUUUGGCACCACAUCUGUUAUUUGUAGAGGGCAACAAUGGUUAACAUAUCAAUUAGGUAAGAUUUUGCAAUUCUUUACAGAGGAGAGCAUCGAUUAACGUAUCAAUUAGGUCACAGAGGGGGAAGGAAAACAUAUAUAAGGUAUGACCAUGUUACAGGUAAUUUGCUAUAAAACAAAUAUAACAAAGUUAUUUUUCUUAGAAUACAACAAGAUGGAGUCUGUGAUACGGGCUGUCUGUAUCCCCACCAUCCACAUAGAAAUGCUUGCUGGUGAGAUCAUUACACCUGAGGGUCAGGAGUUUUUCAUCUAAUUAAUCCAUUUAAUCUAUACUUUGAAAUUUAUUCUGAAAAAGGUGUACCUGUAUUCCCUUUCAGUACUGGGAUGUUACAAGCAUUUUUUAAAAUUUUGUUUUAUUUUAAGGGUAAUAAAGUCCAGUAAAACAAAACAGAAUCAAACCAAUCAAAACAGAACAUUGUAUAAACAAAACAAUAAAUCAGAACAAAACAAAACAGCAAGAACCAUAUUGGAUUUCAAGAACAGGAUCAAAGGAAAUCCCCCAUAUUUGCUGUAUUGCAUACUGUUAUUCUCCCCAAAGAUGCUCAGACCGCCAUCCCCAGGCCUGCAAAGUCAACCGAACAGUACAAGCAUUCACUUGCUUUAUGCCUCAGUCACUGUCAGCUCAGCCUGCCCUCUGAGAGAGCCAGCUGCCUGCACGGUGGGGAGCUGGUUUUGUUUCCAGCCCGCCCUGGUAGCUGUGCAGGGGCACCUUCUGGCUUCUCUCUUCCUGGGUCCCACAUGGCCUGCUUGUGCAGCUUAUUGGAAGAUCUAAUUGUGAUUUGCUGAUGUACUCUACACUUUUAAUUUAAAAUUCUUUAGUUUCCCUCAGUUAUUCUUUAAAAUUUUUUUUUAAUCUGAAAAUCUAUUCAGUAAAAAAAUGUGUUCCCUACUUUUGCUAUUUGCAAUUCAGGUCAUACAAUACCACCUGCGUGUUUUCUCUUUUAGAAAUGUCAUUCAUUUUUCCUUCAUCCAAACUGUAUAUGCAGACGUGUUCCUGUGUCUGCAUUUGCUGCUUAGGGAAAACAAGCACAGGCUCAUUAAGCACAUCUCACCCUUCUGCAAGCUGUGCAGCCCGUCAUGCUGGAUGCAGCCCAGCUCAUUCACCCAGGUUUCAGUGCAGUAGGCAUCUCCCUUGUAUGUGGUCACUGAAAUCACAGGCAAGAUGGAGAUGCACAUUUUGAAUGGUAAGCACUUUUCUCUGUAGAUGUGACUGCAACAAUAGGAUUGAUUUCUUUUUUUUUUUUUUUUUUUAAUUUUAUGGGGGCUGGGGAUUUAGCUCAGUGGCAUAAGCACCUGCUUUGCGAGCAGAUGGUCGUGAGUUCGAUCCUCGGUACUGAUAAAUAAAUAAAUAAAAAUAAAAAUAAAAUAAAGGCUUAAAAUAAAAAGAACUAUAAAUAUCUUUAAAAAAUUUUUAUUUAAAGAAAAAAAACCCAAAAUAGUAAAAGGGUACAAGUAAUACAGAAUUUAAAAAAAAAAAAAAUAAAUAAAUAAGCAGUAAGAAAUCACUAGUUAAUAGAUUACAUAUUGUCAUCUUAGAAAUAGUUGUUCAAGUUACAAACUUAAAGCCUGCAAAGUGGACAUUCAAACAGUGAGACUCCAAACAGUUGUGUUCAAUGAUCCAUCAAAAACUUAGUAAUAUGGUCAUCUAUCUUGCACACCUAAACACACUUGCAGUUGUGUCCUUUAGAGCACUUUCUUUUCCUCUCUUUUUUACAAUAACAUUUACACAUUUUGGGUUUUAUUACUCCCACAGUUCUUAUUACUUUUUAGGAUUGGUUUCUAAAAAACAAAACAAAAUGAAAUGAAACAAAACAAAGCACCACAGUGUAUGUGUGUGACUAACUUUAUUGCCUGAUUGUUAAUCACAUAAUGAACUAGGGGCCAGGCCUUCACCACAUGCCCAAGCCCUUGGUCCCUCAGCUUGAUCCAUGGUACGCUGUCAAACAUGGAAUUUUAUCCAGGAUUUCACUAAAGGACCACUUCAAAUCAGGUCUAUUGAAUAUUUCUCAAAUAUAAAGAGUUUGGACACAAACACCCGUACUUAGAGGUGGUAAAAUGUGUCAGUGUCUCCUUCACUAUGACUUGAAGUCUUCCUUCUGCAGGCCCUGCCUCUCCAGGCCCCGACACCCAGGUCCCCCCCAGAGAGGAGCCCAGCCCCCCACAGCUUGCUGACUAACUACUGUCUACUUUGUUUUUCUAAUUUAGAGAAGCCAGAUUGUGUUGAGGCAGGAAACAUCUGUCAAGUCCCACCUGUCAAGUACAAGUGACAAUAAUGGAUCACUGUACCAAUAAAAAAGUGUGCAAAUAUUAAUCUGAAAGUCCUGACACAGAUUUGCUUUUCUGGCAUGUGUUUCUUCCUCCUGCUGGUUUUUCUCUCUAGUCAGAAUGGACACAGAUCGGUAGUUGCACAAACGGGAAGAUAAAUGACACAUGACAGCAGUGGGAGAAAGGAAACCUUGAAGAUGAGUGUUUUGCAAAUCUUCCAGGAGCUCAUGAUGCAGAUUAAGGCUGUCCUAUAGUAGGCGUAUUUUUAUAAAAACAAAAAGAAAAGUGAAAUCUGAGUAACUCACUUUUGACAGCCGUACACCUUUAUACCCGUGGAUUACUAUAGAACGUCCUAUACUCUGAACCACCCUGCUGUAUUCCUGCUGAAGCCCAGCUUCCCACAAACUCGCCCAGCUGGUUAUUAAAUGCAUCAGGGAAGUAAGCUUUCACAGAGGUCACCGGACUCCUUUGAUGGCUGAACAACUCUGGGAACUCUUUGAUCAGCUGAGCCUGUACUGCGAGGUGGUUCCCGAUACUUCUCUGUGAUUUUCCUUCCUCUGCCCCUCAGGAUUACACUUGCUUGCAUGGUGGCCUGAUGAGUCAGUGUCCUUUGCUGUUACAGCACUUUGUCUGAUAGCACUAAAGUUUGCUUAGUGAUUGCUUCCAAAGUGCAGGGAGUAAUUCUGUGCCUCAGGAGUUGUCCCUGCUCUGACUGACAGCUUGGAACUGUGCAGAGAUGUCUCCAGAAGUUGUAAACUCUAAACAGGGAAACUUUGCUGAUUGCUCAUUCUUGUUUUCUUCUAUUAAAGCAGUUAAGCCCAAGACAACUUCUGAGCCAAACAAAUGCAGUAAUUGUGGAAGGAGAGGGAAAGUUGUACCUCAGGGAAAUGAGGUUCAGCAGAGGGUUUCCUUCUCCCCGACAGAGCACAACUCUGACAUUUGUCAGUUGCUGGCAGCCCAGAGCUCUGCAAUCCUAAAGGUACAAAUAUGACUUGGGGAGCUGCACCUUGCCAGGUGGACCAGCUCAGAGCUCAGGUGACCCCAGCUGCCAGGAGAGUAGGCCUGAGCCCUCCUCCUUUACUCACCUGUGCCAGGUACAUUCCCCUCGGAAGAUGAAAUCUUAACCUCUUUUUCAUGAAGCAAGGGAGCUGGUGAAAGGUCUCAGAGUCAGGACAUUAACUCUUUUUUUGAUUUUUAGUAGGCCAAAAGUUUUAGGCGCUGGGUUCAGGGAGCUGUGACUCAAGAAAAGCUGGAGCAGCAAGGCUCACCAGAGUGUCUGGGUGGCCUUGGGGUGGCCCUCACCUCGCAUUCUUCCAGAAGUUAGGAUCAGUGAGGGACUUUUUAUAUUGCUGAGGAAGCCUCUGUUUUCUUCAGCCUUCGAUUUUAAGAGUAUUCUAACUUGUCAGUAUCACUAGCUGUCAUAAAAUUUGUUUCCCUCAUUUUAGAUGCAUUGGUGUAAUUCUAAAGUAGACAGGCUUUCUCUUUUUUAUUACACUGAUAACUCUUUACAAACAUUUGUGUUUAAUAUGAAGGUUUUUUUGGACACAUUUUCUUAAAAUUUAUGUAUACUAACACUUAUUAUGUGACUGUUUGAUGUGGUUUUAUUAAAGGUUUUAACCUUUAUUAAAGGUAAAAAUUAUAGUUAUUCCUUGAGAAUUCCUAUGAAUUUAGUAGGUUGUGACUCAGUACAAACUAGGGUAACUCAUUUUAAUUUUCUGCAGUGUUUGGCAGUCAUAGCAAUAGUCUCAUUGUUUGUGUUGAGAAAUCUGAGCUCAGAGUGGGUGCCCUUCCCUGCCUACGCUCUGGGCUUUCAAUCCAGACAGGGUACUGAGCAUCAACCUGAAUGGAAAGUCUGUUAUUAUCAUCCUUUGUGGUACUGGUUCACAAGUCACCUAGAGAGAGGCUCCUCUGACAUUUUUCAAUUUGUUUUCUCAGGAACACAAUAAGUGAGUGCUGAGGUGUCUCAGGGAUAGAUCCCAAAUUUGAUUCAGAGUUUUGUAAUUUGGAAAGGCAAAGACAGGACUGGAAAUAAGUGGAAAUUCCUUGGACUAAGGAAAAAAAAAGACCAAGGAAAUUAUUUGAUGAGCCCAGAAGAGAACUGGUGAGUAUAUCAUGGCUUUGAGGCAUUUUGAAUAUAAUCAUUUUAGCAGGCUCGAGUCUCUAACUAAAUAUUCAAUCAGUUUGUAUUUGACGCUCAUUAAUUAAUACUCCUCUGCUUGUUAAGAAAACUUGUAGCACAGCUCAUUGUGCUAGACAUUCAGGGUUGUGUAUCUUUCCUUAAUACACUGAUGCAGGCAAUUGUGUAUUAGGAAAAGGAUGCUUGAAAGCACAUAACCAGUACCCACAGAGUCACAAUGCUCUUUGUUGCCAAACCUUAGUACAAACUGUGUUUACACAGUUCAUGCUGACAUGGACCUGCAGGACAGUGAAUUCAAAGGGAAUUCCUUAAUACUCGGUAGAAAACCAGAGAGGGCUGCUUGCCUGAAUGUAUUCCAGAUUCGUUAUGUAGCCCACAAAGAAACCCAGGAAUUAGAUCAGAGAUUCUGGGUUCUUUCAUUUUAGAGAAGCUUUCCCUAGUUUGACACAAACUGCUUCUGUGAGAAAUGAGAUUGGAACAUUUAUAUGUAAAAGACUCCAAUGCCACCCAAGCCUAAGGCGUGAAAACUUUUGAAUGAUAAAGACUAAUGCAGCACAUUGUUAUCUGGUGGGAAAAAGCACCCAGUUCAUGCCUCCUGCAAAUCAUUGUUUCUCCCAAGGUCUUGCAGUAGCUGGGAAAUUCUAUUGCAACUCUGUCUUUGAGUAUUGUUUCCAGAGCUACGACUCCCCAAAAUAUUGUGCUGCAUUCAGCCAUUAUUGAGGAGCCUAAUUCAUAAGCUGCUCUCGUCGCAUGGCACGGGUGAUGCCCGAUUAUUCCCCAUCUUCUAGUCUACCUUAGUAAACAUCAACACAUCCAGAAUGGAUCUGGGCUUCACACAGAGGUCCUUGAGGUCACUCACGGGGAACUCAGAACUCUCCUCACUCUUUCUUGGAUGAUAGUUCAAGGGCUCCUGUAUGGUACUGCCCACCCGCUACAGGAAUUUCGGGUGAGGGAGGGGUGGCAUACAUGCUGAUAUUUAACACUGGUGAGAUAUAUAGUGCUUUUCACAAGUACAUUGGUUUUGCUGGUAACUAAAAAAUAAUGUCUCCAUUGAAAUUUAGACAUUUGAAUACUGAUCCUUAAGAUGAAUUUGAGAGUACAUAGAAUCAACCACAGAGAAUGCCAUAUAAAAGGAAAUCAUGUCCCAAAGAUGUGUAUCAUUACAGACAUUGUGACUGUCCUUUGUACUUCAGAAAACUGCUAGAGAAAGAAGCAGUUUUUGCAGAUAUAGAUAAGCAUUACUGAUGCUUUAUUGGCCCCAGGCUGUCCUGUAUAUGAGUAAGAAAUGGCUUUAAACCUUGUCAAGGGAAUCAUCUUCCUCUCUCCAACUGUGCUUGGCAUUCUGGGGAAUGUUACUGUGUUUGUGAAUUAUGUUCUCCUCCUUGGAGGCACCGAGAUGAAAUCUGUACAACUUAUUCUCAUUCACUUGGCUUUUACAAAUAUCAUCAUACUUUUUGCAAAAGGGAUUCCUAAGACAGUAUCAGCUUUUGGGCAGGGACUCUUCCUCCAUGACACAGGCUGCAAGAUUGUUGUUUAUGUGGAGCGGGUGGCCCGGGGCCUCUCCAUCUGCACCAGCAGCCUCCUCACAGUGACACAAGCCGGCACCAUGAGUCCCACAGACUCCGUGUGGAGGAGGCUCAAGCUGAAGUCACCAAGGCACAUGCUUUCCAUAUUCAUCUUGUUUUGGAUUCUCAAUUCCUUAAUAAGCAUGAACUUACCACUUUCUAUCAUAAGUAUCAACAGUGUGAACAUAUCACAAAUUACUAAAGGUGACAAGUAUUGCUAUUUUCUACCUGAAGGAUGGAUAAUAAGAUGGACAUUUCUCCUUCUGAUGGUUCUACGGGAUGCUGUGUUUCUGGGCAUCAUGGGUGGGUCCAGUGGCUACCUGGUGUUUCUUCUCUGCAGGCAUCACCAGCGUGUUCUCCACCUGCAGAGCUCCAAGUUCCUCUACAAAACUCCCCCUGAGAUCAGAGCUGCUCAAAGCGUUCUCUUUCUGAUGCUCUGUUUUCUUGUCUUUUAUUGGGCAGAUUGUGCUUUUUCCAUGUUGUUUAGCUCCUCUCUCAAUAUUGAUUCUGUGGUGUUAAAUAUUCAAGAAUAUGUAAGUCUUGGUUAUGCCAUGCUGAGCCCAUUCGUGCUGAUUCACAGAGAUGAACAGCUGGGUACAUGUUGUCACAGUCAAGAGGACAGCAAAACCCACAGGAACUGUUUUACUGAUUUUUUCUGUAACUAAAUUUGAAAUGAAUCUUAGUUCUGCAAUCCCAUGUAUAAAGCAGAAUAGAGUCAAAGUAGCUGAGGUGCAUAGGGAUUUGUGGUCAGACUAUCAGCCUGCUGACUGCAACCCUUAGCUGACACAAUGCACCGAAGACUUGAAUGACACAGAACUCUGUCCUUCUGCUGUGCCCCUCCCCAAAUGGCAUCAAAUGUGUGAGCAUGAGCCUGGUGUUUCACUGCCAAAGUUCUUGUGGGGAUCAAGACCACAGUUUGGUAAAUUUUAUCCAAAACAUUAGUGCAUCCACAUUUUUGCCCAGGAUUUCCACUUGUAGGUCAGUUUUAUAGAGAUGCUUAUUCUUUAUAUUCAGAAAAGUAUGGGACAUUCUUCACUGUUCAUUAGUUCAUAAGCACAAUAGUGGCAAAAGAGCUUUUUGAAAUCAUAAAGAGAGACAUAUCAGUUGUCACUUUCAGGCGGAGUAGGCCUGUGAAUGAGUAAUAGAUUCAAAAUGCCAUAAGCACAUUACACUUCAUGUUAAUAUGAAAUGACCAGAGGAGUGAAGUCAAAGUAUAAGUUCUGGUCAAAUGAUUGUAUCAUAUAGUAAGUACUGUUUUGUGACUCUCCAAUUUUACUGAGCUUUAUAAAUGGAAUGUUAUGCCAUUGAUGAUGUAUAAAUAAAUUAUAUCUG
This is a messenger RNA of Cavia porcellus (domestic guinea pig), 19918 nucleotides long. It is a transcript of the gene Cavporv1r655, whose product is annotated as vomeronasal 1 receptor cavPorV1R655. Gene Ontology annotation, cellular component: membrane. The coding region runs from base 18307 to 19251 and encodes 314 amino acids. NCBI's taxonomy places the organism in Eukaryota, Metazoa, Chordata, Mammalia, Rodentia, Caviidae. Gene Ontology annotation, biological process: G protein-coupled receptor signaling pathway. The record is from RefSeq and is a predicted model, not a curated record. The transcript has 2 exons. Gene Ontology annotation, molecular function: pheromone receptor activity.